UUUUUAAAAUGUUUUUUGAACAUCCGAACACCGACCCACUGCAAAACCAUCAAAACAAAAAUAAAACUGAAAUGAUCACAUUCUUUCUCUCUGUUCUUCUCUUUGGAAGCGUUUUUGAUCAUGUUAUACCUCUAAUUUCUCUUCGCUUGUCUCAGUCUUCGUUUGGUUUUGAAACAGUUCAGUUCGACAUGGCUCAGGAUCCGCAAGCUCUUUACUUUGCCGUCGGUCCCGGUCCCAACGAGAUCACCUGUCCUUAUUGCAGGACCAAGGCUAAGACCCGUGUGGUGCGAUCCUGGCUGCGUUGUUGCACCAAGAGACACCACUGUGGGGCCUGCGGGGAGUACCUGGGCGUAUACCGCCGUCCACAACUGUAGACCAUCCCUUAAGAUGUAAUCUAAUCUAUUUAUCACCAGAAGAAGAAAUAUAACUACAAAAUACAGUGCAUUUUAUUUUUGUUUCAUAUGUUGAUGUUAUUGUAAAUAAUAAAAACUAUUUUAACUUUUUAAAAUAAUGUUGUAAUUCUUAUGAACAGGCUAAUAAUAUAUAAACCUGUUAUUAUAAGUGAAAUUCUAAAUAUUCUCUGAAAUCAAAUGUUUACAAAUGGAAUUUUGUAAUAAAGAGAGAAUGAUAUAUGUAU
Messenger RNA from Drosophila subpulchrella, 637 nucleotides. RefSeq lists its product as uncharacterized. The transcript has a single exon. Bases 9 to 374 code for a protein of 121 amino acids. NCBI's taxonomy places the organism in Eukaryota, Metazoa, Arthropoda, Insecta, Diptera, Drosophilidae. The record is from RefSeq and is a predicted model, not a curated record.